AUGAUCGACACGUCGCCAGUAAACGAAAGCCUGAAGAAUGCGUCCGAAUUUGCAAGAAGUAUUCCUUCUAUGGCAGAGGGCAUUGCAUUGUGCAGCGCCUUCGCAUUAUCAUCUGUCUUAAUUAUUACAGGAAACUUACUUACUCUCGUUCUCUUUGCAGUUAGCAAAGCUCUCCAAAAGAAAAGUUUCUUCCUAAUCAUGAAUAUGGCUUUUGCUGAUUUGAUGCUGGGAGCCAUUACUCUACCUUUUUACAUUUAUUCUGUCGGAGGCUUUCUACAGCUUUGGACAGUUAGAUAUGGUUUAGAUCAUCUGGCCUUCCAAAUAUUCUUCACAGGUUUUGAUACCAUGUUUGUGUUCGGCUCGUAUCUAUCUGCAGCCUUUAUGUCCUGUGAGAGAUUCCAUGCCGUAUAUUGGCCGUUUAAACACCGAUCAUUAUCCACCAAAACAUAUCGCAUCGCCAUUUUUAUACUUUGGACACUUGCAGUCUGUCUGUCCACGAUAGUAACUUUGCUGUCGUUUUUUAUUUCAUUUGAAUCUGGUUUGUAUGUUUUUAUCCCCGUCUUGUUAAGUCUAACAAUCAUCAUGUGUGUCUGCAACAUCGGGAUCUGGAGAGGUCUUCAACACCAAAGGGUUACAUCACACCAUCAGAACAGAGCUCUGCGAAGGAAACGCUUAACAAAGACUUUACUUCUUGUAUCCAUGCUGGCUUUACUAUGUUGGCUUCCUUUUUUUAUUAUGAACGUUUUAUACUAUCUAACAAAGACCACAAUACCAUGGAAGUUUUAUUUCAUGGUGAACAUUUUAAAUUAUUCAAACUCUUUUGUCAAUCCAGUUGUGUACGCACUGAGAAUUCCUGAAUUUCAGCAAGCGUUGCGUUCGUGUUGUAGGAAGGGAAUAGCAACCAUACAGACGGAACAAAUCGAGAAAAAAACCCAAACGGCUGCAUCUGCAACGUCGGAGAUAGAGCUACGAAUCCUUUCACUCAAUCUCGCUUACCAGCAAGAAGAGUUUGAACAAGAAUAUAUGGAAAGUCAUUUUUAA
Molecule: messenger RNA, 1041 nt
Organism: Stylophora pistillata
Lineage: Eukaryota; Metazoa; Cnidaria; Anthozoa; Scleractinia; Pocilloporidae
Product: beta-1 adrenergic receptor-like
Source: RefSeq, a predicted model, not a curated record